AUGGCUCCACAUUUUAUUAUCUCACCACUUUGGAUCUGCGGUUCGUUCGAACUGUUGCAAAUCGAACAAGGCAUUAACACAAACAAUUUUCGGGCACUGAUGGAAUAUUUGAUUCCGAUUGCUUGUGUCGGUUUUCCAUGGGUCUAUUUCGCUGUGGUGUUAGUGAUACAACCAAAUUUCAUUUUACAAAAGCUGAACAACUUUUUCUUUGGUCUCUUGAGUUCUCACGGAGCAAUGGGAUCUCUAUCAUUGCUUUUCUUAACGCAACCGUUUCGGAAAUUUGUCGGCGACUUGAUUUCAAGGCUUCUCCCGAAAAAAUGCUCUAAACAAGCCACCGGACAUUUUGUGCUACCAAUUUCAAGCACUCACCACGCAUUGAACGCAGAAUUGAAA
Molecule: messenger RNA, 393 nt
Organism: Mesorhabditis belari
Lineage: Eukaryota; Metazoa; Nematoda; Chromadorea; Rhabditida; Rhabditidae
Source: the annotation of a GenBank genome assembly